This is a messenger RNA of Arachis stenosperma, 1752 nucleotides long. Its product is annotated as protein FAR-RED IMPAIRED RESPONSE 1-like. The record is from RefSeq and is a predicted model, not a curated record. Bases 1 to 1752 code for a protein of 583 amino acids. The transcript is spliced from 8 exons. Lineage: Eukaryota; Viridiplantae; Streptophyta; Magnoliopsida; Fabales; Fabaceae. Gene Ontology annotation, biological process: regulation of DNA-templated transcription.
AUGGAUGAUUCAACCUCAGAUUGUCAGCUCAAUCAUGGCGAAGUGGAUUUAAUCUCAGAUUGUCAGUUCAAUCACGGUGAAGUGGAUUUCGAAUUUGAAUCGAACGAAGUUCCUGAGGAGUCCUUGCGUCCCCUCUCUAUUGUUGAUGAGCAACUUAUUCCCAAGGAUGUUGGUGCUUGGAUCAUUUCGAAGGUCAUGCUGCAUCAUUCACACCCCUGCUGUCCAACUCAAGCAGAGAUGCUCAAACAGCACAGGGAACUAAGCAUGUCCGUUCGUCGUACAAUAGAGAAUAACAAGGAGGCCAGUAUCAAACCAAGCAAAGCAUUCCAAUCAUUCGUUGUGGCAGUCGGGGGUCACCGCGAGUUAAAUUUUAUUGAAAAGGAUGUGAGGAAUUACAUCACGAGAGAAGUCCGGAAUGUUUCGGAACAAGAAUAUGCAAAGGAAUUCGGGAAAUAUUUAUUGAGAAUGAAAGAGAAGAAUCAGAAUUUCUUUUUUGAGCUCGAACUCGAGGACGAUCAAUUGAUUAAGCUUGCUUUUUGGGCCGAUGCAAGGAGCAGAGCUGCGUUUGAGUAUUUCAGAGAUGUUAUUUCAUUUGACACCACCUACAAUACAAACAGGUAUAAUCUGGUUUGUGGUUCUUUUGUCGGGGUGAAUCACCACGGUCAGUCAAUACUUCUUGGAUGCGCUUUGAUGAAAAAUGAAGAAAUUGAGUCGUUCGAAUGGUUAUUUCAAUGUUGGCUUCGUUGCAUGGGGAGAAAUGCUCCGAAAGGGUUUCUCACCGAUCAAUGCGCAUCAAUGAAAAGGGCUAUAAAGGCUUGUAUGCCAACAACAAUUCACUGUUGGUGUAUUUGGCACAUCACGAAGAAGAUUCCAAGCAAAUUAAACGGGUACAAGGGACAUGCUGAAAUUGAACAAGAAUUGAGCCAAGUUGUUUGGAACUCUCAUAGUAAAGACUCAUUUGAUAGGAAUUGGAAUGAUUGUAUGCUGAAUUUUGGUCUUGUGGAGAACAAGUGGCUGUCAGGGAUGAAAAGCACACAAAGGAGUGAGAGCAUGCAUUCAUUUUUUAACAAGUUUAUUACCCGAAACAGCUCGCUUAUUCAAUUUGUCAAACAAUACGAUAAUUGCCUCGGAAGUAGGAAGCAAGCAGAGAGAGAAUCAGAUGCUGCAGAUUUUCAUAUGGUCAUACCAUGUGCAACCAAAUUCUCUAUUGAAGCUCAGUUUCAAGAUGUGUACACUCAUCAAAAGUUUAGGGAAGUCCAAGCACAAUUUAGAGGAAAGGCGAAUUGCAUCACUAGAUUAAUGAAUUCCGCUAUAGGCUAUUUAGUAUUCGAAGUUGGAGAUCAAGUUUCCAGCUCAAUAUUCAACAAGUUUGUGGUUACUUAUGACUCAGUAGCAGCGGAGCAAAAUAUUUGCAAAUUUACAUCCGAAUCGGACAAGUUGACUGCCAUUCUGCAUCGUGCGUACGAUAAGGUCAUGGUUGAGAUGGAAGAAUUGAAAGCCAAAAGGAAGGGGACAUGUUCGUUAUCUCAUGAAGAUGCGAACUUGGAAUCCGUUAACGAGUUUCAAAGCCCUCCAAGGAUUCGAACAAGAGGACAUCCAAAAAAUAGGCUAGGUUCAAAGUUGGACAAACAGAUUGCAAAUGCCUCAAAGAAGAAGAAAACAAAAGAUCUAAACGAGUUAAACCUCUUUCAUACUGCAUCAGUGGUGCAUCCAAAUUCCAGCCAAUAUCAAGGACGUGUUAUGAAUUGUUAG